Messenger RNA from Striga asiatica, 1698 nucleotides. NCBI's taxonomy places the organism in Eukaryota, Viridiplantae, Streptophyta, Magnoliopsida, Lamiales, Orobanchaceae. The record is from the annotation of a GenBank genome assembly.
AUUCAACUCUACAGAACCGACCUAACACACGACAUCACUUUGUAAUCCCCACCACGUCCGUUUUUGUCCUCUCUCUCCAUAUAUCAAACCCUAUCGAAUUAGGGCAUCGUCUUUCCUUUUCAAAAUUCUCUCUUUUUCCUCCCCGUAAAUUUUCCUCCCUGAGAAUGAUGCAACAGCCAGGAGGAAUGGCCCCACCGCCCAUGGGAAUGGAUCAUCAUCAGCAGCAGCCUCCACAGCAGCAGCCGUACCCACCGCAGCAGUGGAUAAUGAUGCCACCGCAGCAGCACCAGCCGGCUCAGGCGCAGCCGCCUUCAUUCUGGCCUCAGCAGCACUACGGUGUGCCGCCUGCUAACGCGGCCUCCGCUGGGCAGGGUGGCGGAACGGAUGAGGUUCGAUCUCUGUGGGUUGGGGAUCUUCAGUACUGGAUGGACGAGAAUUACCUCAGCAACUGCUUCUACAACAGCGGAGAGUUUGUAUCUGCUAAGGUAAUUCGUAACAAGCAAACAGGCCAAUCCGAGGGGUAUGGCUUCCUUGAGUUCAGGACUCGCGCUGCUGCUGAAAAUGUACUUCAAACAUAUAAUGGUACAACAAUGCCCAAUUCGGAACAGACUUUCCGCAUGAACUGGGCCUCUCUAGGUGCUGGAGAUAAGCGCUCAGAUGGUGGGCCCGAGCAUACAAUUUUUGUGGGGGAUUUGGCUGGUGAGGUCACAGAUUACAUCUUGCAGGAAACUUUCAGGGGUGUGUACCAAUCUGUCAGGGGUGCAAAAGUUGUUACUGAUAGGAACACUGGACGUUCAAAGGGUUAUGGAUUUGUCAAAUUUGGGGAUGAGAGAGAGCAACAAAGGGCAAUGACUGAAAUGAAUGGUGUGGUCUGUUCAAGUCGGCCGAUGAGAAUUGGCCCUGCAGCUAAUAAAAAGCCUAUGAGUGGCCCAACUCAAACAGGGAAGAAAGAGGCUCUCAUUUACGGGGGCCUGGAACUGAUUUCAGCUGAAAUGAUUCCUGUUUAUUGGAAACAAAAUGUUGUGCAAAGUGGUUGGCAUGUCGUCCCUGACAUGCUCUUGGCGCAACUCAAAGAUGUUCAUGAUUAUUUAGGGUCCUGUGCUGAGCAAGCUUUGUCCAGCUUAAAUGGUACCCCGCUUGGAUCCCAGAGCAUCCGACUCUCGUGGGGUCGCAGUCCUUCAAACAAGCAGUCUCAACCGGAUCAGAGCCAGUGGGGUGGUGGAGGGUAUUAUGGUGGAUAUACGCAGGGACAGGGGGGGUAUGAAGGGCAAGGUGGGUAUGCGCCACCUCAAGACCCUAACAUGUAUUACGGAAGCUAUCCUGGAUAUGCGAAUUAUCAGCAGCCACCACAACAGUGAUGCAUGCGAGAGGAGGCAUUUGGAGGUCGGGCAUUGGGCAUGUGAUAUUUGCUUAGUAUGUCAAUGAUUUACUUGAAGAAUUAUAUUCUGGUUUGUGUUGCUUACUUUUGUUUUGUUGACCUCUUUUACUUUGGUCGAGUGUGGGAGUUUCUGUGACGUGUUAUCGACAGAUGCUUGCUUAUUAUGCGAUUACUGUUAUGCUUUUCUGAAUUAAUUUGGCUUUAUUUCGAGAUAUGGAGGUUUAUUUGGGAAGGCCUCACCUUGUGAAAUGUGAUGUUUGGGUUCAACUUUAAGGGUCUGGCUGCGAAUGGAUAUAAUAUUUUUUUUUUUUGAACGUAAU